Molecule: messenger RNA, 945 nt
Organism: Cyclospora cayetanensis
Lineage: Eukaryota; Apicomplexa; Conoidasida; Eucoccidiorida; Eimeriidae
Exons: 3
Coding region: 1-945 (314 amino acids)
Biological process (GO): transcription initiation at RNA polymerase I promoter
Cellular component (GO): nucleus
Molecular function (GO): RNA polymerase I core binding; RNA polymerase I general transcription initiation factor activity
Source: RefSeq, a predicted model, not a curated record
AUGGUUGUUAUUGACUCGGAGAUCAAACACAAGGAUCCGAACUCGGUAGAUGCCGAGCAGAUGAGCACGUGGAAGCGCGAACAGCUAGCCGAGCUGUCGCUGCAGCUGCAGCAAGGCUCAGUCGAUUUAGGAUCCGUUCAGCAGUUGCUGCAGCAGCAGCAACAGCUGCUGCAGGAGCUGUACUGCCGCAUCCGCAGCGAAGAGGAUAUUGAUGCAAUGGCGCGAACGCUGGACUGUCUGAUGGUUGCAGUCUUGUCGUAUCUCAAAGUGCACUUGCCAGCUCUUCGCCACAAGCCUGCAGUCGCCCCUGCAGCAGCAGCAGCAGCAGCAGCAGCAGCAGCAGCAGCAGCAGCAGCAGCAGCAGCAAGGCGUGGGCAUGGGCUUAGCGCCGCAGAUUACUCCCCCUGUGUCGACGAUUCUCCCCUCCUUUCUCCUGCAUGCGAUGCUGCAGUUGCUGCAGUCACAGCAGCAGCUGUGGGGGAGGGAGGAGCUGCUGCACGACAUGCUGCUUUUGGAGAAGCUGCCGCCGCAGUGUCUGGAGUUGCCUCAGAAGCAGACGUUUUUGUCGCCGAGCUGCUCAAUGCCUUCGUGCGUGUUGUCUUGCCAGCACACAACUGCAGACACACGCAGUUUAUCGUCUUCUUCGUGGCAUCUCUCGAAGUUCGAUGGACUGUUUUGCUGCUGCAGCAGCUCUUCAUGCUGCUCGUCAACAGAGCAAGGCACAUCCGACUUCGUCGCAUCGCCUGCUGCUACAUCGCUUCCUUUCUCUGUCGAGCACGCGUUGUACCUCCUAGCAUUGCGGCUGCAGCGUUGCAGCAGCUGCUGCUGCUGCUGCAUAGGGGCUUUUUAAGGACUGGCACUGGUCUUUUCCAGCAGCAGCAGCAGCGCAUGCGUGUCUUGCAGGCAGCCUUCACUAGAGACUUCGGUAAACAUACCGAAAAAUAA